GUCAUCUGCAAGCAGUGAUGAUUGCUCGUCAUGUUGUCUGUUAUUUUCCUAGAAAAUGAACCGAUAACAAUAAUGUGUCUAGGGAUACGACAACGCAUAUCAACAUCGAUUUCGCUGUAAUGUGUAAUUCACCGGCGUAGCCCCUGCUAUUUGAGCCAUUUGAGCACAAUUUUGAAUAAUAUCGAAAAAUAUCUUUUAGCAUGCAUAUUUUGAACUACGUUUCAUGUAUUCUACAGUGCCACUUCCCAUAGACAUCUAUUUGUCGUCAUGGACGAAACAUGCGAAAAAUUAUUUUGCAAUACACUGACGGCAGAAGAACUAUUACGCAGCAAGGGUAUCAGUAGUAACACAUUGGAAGAAUGGGAAAGAUCUUUGAAAACUUUGCCCAAAAGUGGAAAGAAGUAUUUUGAACCUAAUAAUUCUUGGCUCCAAAAUGUUCAGAUUGAAAAGGGACUUAAAAAUCGUAGAGACUUAUUAAAUAUUGAAAGAGUUGAACGUACCUCAGAAUUAGCCAUUGCUGAAUGGAUACCAUCCCAAAAAAAAGCCCUUGUUACUAAAAGAUCUGGUCAAGAAUGGGCCAAUUUUGGCUUGGAAAAAAAUGGUUCCUUAUAUUUAUUACCAGAAGAAACAUUAUUUCUUAUAGAAACAAAUUGUCUUGAACUUAUUUGGAAUAACGUACCAUGUUCAAUUCAACAAGCAUAUGAGAUCUUAAUUGAUGACUCGGUAUGCACUUUGGAAGAAUAUAGAGUUUAUAGUCAAUUAACACGUUAUGGUUAUCGUAUACAACGUUAUUUUUAUGAAGAGGCAGAAAAGUGCAAUAGAUCAGAUGAAUGUGCUAAACGAAAAAUUAUUGUUGAUCCUGAGAGUGGACUGAGAAUGUCUGACAAUCAAUUGCAGAAUCAACAAAGCAUGGAAAAAUCAAAAGAAACUUUAGUAAAGGAUCUGAUGAAAACAUCAAAUAAGUCAUUUGUUAAUGCUAAUACAAAAGAUGAUGAAAAUAUUAUAGUAGAAGAGCCUGUGGAUCAAGUAGUGCAAGAUGUAAUGGUCCAUCUUUUGUCUAAUAUAGAAGGCCAGAAAAGUAUAAAUAACUCUGUUACUUUUGAAUUAAUAGAAAAUGAUACAAUACAAAGUGAUAUAAAUAGCGAAGAAAAGAAUCGAAAUUCUAAACCAGAAAUAAUUUCUGAUGAAACUUUACUAGGCAAUAUCAAAUUCUCAGAGAUACAACGUAACUCAAAGACAAGUUCUAAAGUAUCAAAAUGGCCAGGUACUCGUAUUCAACGUAACGUUAAGCAAUUGCCCAAGAGGAGUGAUAAAGUAUUAUCUCCUGAGAUUUCUGUAAUCGAGUCUAGCUACACAAAUGAAAGUUCUAAAGUAGAGAAACGAAAGUUGAUGCAAGUUGACGAGUCGUCACAUACAAAAAAAUCAAAGCAUGAGGUAAUUGAAUUAUCUGAUGAUGAGAUCCAGGAAUUACCACGAUGUAUGACAAGAAUGGAAAUGUUAAACUUGUUUCCAAAUAUCGCUUUUCAAUCGGAUAUUACAGAGAAAAUCCACAGGCGAUAUUUACCACAUAAUAUAAAGCCUCAGAAUAAUAUUUAUCAGUAUAAUCGGACCAAAAUUUUACGUAUGCAAGAGAAUGAUAAAAGAGCGCGACAGAAUUGCAAAGACACAAGGAUAAACACGAGACAAAAUACAACGCUUUUGAGGAGUCCUGUUGCCGUCAAUAAUAGAAAUACUCUUUUUCAUAAUCAGCAUUCGCGAUCACCUUUGUGUGGCCCGUCAAGACCGUUUUAUCCUAUGGACCAAAUACACGGAACGAACAUCGGUUUGUCUUACGCGUACAGAUUUCCUUUUAAUUACAGUCCGGCCGUUUACGUGCAGAAUAGAAUCACCCAGAAUGUAUUUCAAAAUUUGUUCGUCGCCUAUGAAAAUAGUGGAAAUGCCAUUCAGCAAAGCAGAAGUUUGACUAUACAAAUGAAUAAUUACGCGAUGCCAAUCACGCACAUGGAGGGAUAUCGAAUGAGACAUUUCUUUGCAGAGAAUCAAUUCCGGCAUGGUUUCUAUCAGAAUCUUUUGUGGCAGCAGAGAUUUUGUCAGCGGAGGAUGUUAGAAAAUACGUCAGUGCACAACAAUAUGCAUCCUGUUGCAAGACAAUAUGAUGAUGCUAAUAAAAGUAAUCAGACCAGUCAUGAAGUCGUCAAUCGUCCUUCUUUUACGACUCGUCUAGGAGCUAGUUCAUGGACAGAACUGAAAAGGAGAUGGUCUGAAGAGAAAACUAUUACAAUCGACGAUGAAGAUUAUAUAAAUAACAAAUGUGACGAAGAAUGUAAUGAAGUGCAAGUCGUAAAGCUUAUCAAUCCAUUGAUCGGUCCAAGAAAUGUAUCUUCACUGACUGAGAUCUUCAGUAAACUAGCUAUAAUCAAAUCGGCGCCAGAAAGGACCGUUAGAAGGAAAAGGAACAAACAUAAGAUAUCAUACAAUGUGUACUCCUGCACUCAUCAUUAUAGAAAGACGAAUCCUGGUCAACCGUUGUACAGCCUGGUAAUAAUAAGGAAAGAGGAUUCAUUUCUUCAACCAGUCGAGUUGAAUCGCCUACAACAGGAUGCGAAAGGUUCUCAGAUAAUAUUAGCAUAUGUAUCCAUGUCGAUAUCGUACAUUCAACCAGGUAUUAUAACGAUGCCAAAUAUUUGCACCUGAGUAAUCCCUGCUAGUUGAAAUUAUUUCGGAGCAAAUGAGGGAUGAUGUCUAUCUAUCAAAAAUUGCUUUGUAAAAUCCAUAAAAUUUAUUUUAUUGUAAUAAACUUUUGCAUACUUAUAAAGACGAGAAA
Messenger RNA from Nylanderia fulva, 2824 nucleotides. RefSeq names its product tRNA splicing endonuclease subunit 54 (gene Tsen54). The record is from RefSeq and is a predicted model, not a curated record. Gene Ontology annotation, cellular component: tRNA-intron endonuclease complex. Gene Ontology annotation, biological process: tRNA-type intron splice site recognition and cleavage. Lineage: Eukaryota; Metazoa; Arthropoda; Insecta; Hymenoptera; Formicidae.